Nezara viridula (southern green stink bug) is the source of this 960-nucleotide messenger RNA. The record is from the annotation of a GenBank genome assembly. Lineage: Eukaryota; Metazoa; Arthropoda; Insecta; Hemiptera; Pentatomidae.
AUGGAAGUAGAAAAUAUAAUUUCUAUUGAAAUGGAAGAUAAGACUUCGUUAAAAGAACUGGAUCAGUGGAUAGAACAGCUGAAUGAAUGCAAACAACUUACCGAAAGCCAAGUCAAAACUCUUUGCGAUAAGGCAAAAGAAAUAUUAGCUAAGGAGUCAAAUGUGCAAGAAGUCAAAUGCCCUGUCACAGUUUGUGGAGAUGUACAUGGACAGUUCCAUGACUUAAUGGAACUGUUUAGAAUAGGAGGAAGGUCUCCAGACACUAAUUAUUUGUUCAUGGGUGACUAUGUUGAUAGAGGGUAUUAUUCUGUGGAGACAGUGACAUUACUAGUAGCUCUAAAGGUAAGAUAUCGAGAAAGAAUCACUAUCUUAAGAGGUAAUCACGAAUCACGCCAAAUCACACAAGUAUAUGGUUUCUAUGAUGAAUGUUUACGUAAAUAUGGAAACGCAAAUGUUUGGAAAUAUUUCACAGAUUUAUUUGACUAUUUGCCAUUGACGGCUCUUGUUAAUGGUCAAAUAUUUUGUCUUCAUGGUGGUCUUUCACCGUCUAUAGACACUCUUGAUCAUAUCCGUGCUUUAGAUCGUCUUCAAGAAGUUCCACAUGAGGGUCCUAUGUGCGACUUGCUUUGGUCAGAUCCUGAUGACAGGGGUGGUUGGGGCAUAUCUCCAAGAGGUGCUGGUUACACCUUCGGUCAAGAUAUUUCAGAAACAUUUAACCACUCUAAUGGUCUCACUCUUGUGUCCAGAGCUCAUCAACUUGUAAUGGAAGGCUAUAACUGGUGUCAUGAUCGUAAUGUUGUAACAAUAUUUUCUGCACCUAAUUACUGUUAUCGUUGUGGUAAUCAAGCAGCUAUAAUGGAGUUGGAUGAUGCGCAGAAAUAUUCAUUCCUGCAGUUUGACCCAGCGCCGAGGAGAGGAGAACCACACGUUACUAGGAGAACUCCUGAUUACUUCCUAUAA